AUGAACGGCGGCAGCGGCGCCGCCGCCAAGAUGGACGGUUCCCGCUUGCUGGGAGUCGCCGAGAAGCUGCUCAACGCGCGGGAUCUGGUGGGGAGCAAGAAGUUCGCGGAGCUGGCCAUGGAGUCUGAGCCUCUCCUGGAGGGCGUUGACUGGGUGCUAGCCGCGUCCGACGUUCUUCUGGCGGCGGGGAGGCGCAGAGUCAACCACCACGUUGACUGGUACGAGGUCCUCCAGCUCGGUCCCUCUCCAGAGGACCACGACAUCUCCGCCGUGCGCCGCCAGUACCGCCGCCUCGCCCUCCUCCUCCGUCCGAACAGCCGCCCACCUUCGGACGCCGCCGAGGAGGCGUCCAAGAUUGUGGGGAACGCGUGGGCGGUCCUCUCCGAUCUCGUGAAGAAGGAGCUCUACGACAAGGAGCUCCUCAUCGCCGCUUCGACGGAGCAAACGGCCGGCGGUGGCGGCGCCGCCGCCACCGCCGCCGAGAGCCGGCAGGCGCCGUCUGAUUCCGGCGCCAAUGGCGGCACCUCUUUCUGGACGGCAUGCAGCAAUUGCUUCUACCUGCACCAAUACGCGAGGGGAUACGAGGGAAGAACCCUAAUCUGCCAGAACUGCCGGAGACCUUUCCCGGCGACGGAGCUGGCGCAUCCGCCGCCGAUCGUACCAGGGAGCGACUUGUACUACUGUGCAUGGGGACUGUUCCCUCUAGGGUUUCCUGGGCACUCCAACUUCGCCGCCGGGGCGCCGAAGAUGGCUUCUCCGGCAGAGGGUACCCCAUGGAAUUCGCCCUUCUUCCCAGGGUUUUGCCCUGAUCCAUUUGCUGCCCAUCGGACGGGAGAAUGGGCUGAAGGGGAGUGUAAUGGAGCCCCAGCUGCGGAGGUUGGUGGCGGGGGGCAGAAGAAGAUGAAGCGGAGCUUCGCGGCCGUGAAGGAGAAUGAGGACAUGUGGAGCUCAGGGAAGAAUCAGAAUCAGAACCAGAACCAGAGUUUGCCGAGGACCACCCCAGCGUCUCAGAAGGCCUCGAGGGAGAUGAGGAAGAAGGUGAUGGCGAGAAGACCGAGGAAGCACCCCCCUGCGGGGGCUGCUGCGCCAUUUACGGAAGCAGAAGUUGCAGUCGAUCCUCGAGACAAGGACGACAUGGAGGUGAGAGAGGAACUGGGUUCCAACCAUGGAAGUGCAAGAAAGGACAUCGUUCAUCGGUCAAAGCCUUCGCCUCCGUCACUGAAGGUGGAGGAGAUUGUGGCUGUUGAUAGGAUCUAA
Molecule: messenger RNA, 1257 nt
Organism: Spirodela intermedia
Lineage: Eukaryota; Viridiplantae; Streptophyta; Magnoliopsida; Alismatales; Araceae
Source: the annotation of a GenBank genome assembly